GGAGGACACGCGCCGGGGGCUGGGAAGGGGCGAGCACCCUCACGCCGCUCCGCGCUCUGGGCUUCGGCGAGCGGUCCCCGGGGGCCGACCCCGCCCGCGGUGCUGGCAGGAGCUGACGACCGAGGCGGCGGUGGCGGCUGGGACGACACCACGGAGUGGAGGCCGAGCCGAGCGGAGCCCCGGCCCCGGCCCCUUCCCCGCCCGCGCGUCCGUCAGGCCUCCAGCUGCGCCCGCGCCGCACGUGAGCCCCGAGCCUCGGAGACAUGAGCACCCGACAGCCCCACGCACCCCAGGCGCAGCGGCCCGACCCCGCGGCCCGGUGAUGGGCUCCUGCGUGUCGCGAGAUCUGUUCACAAGGGCCCACAAGGACUGCCCCCUGCCUCGGGGCACAGACCCCCUGAGCCCAGACUUGCCCUCCAGCCGCCCACCCACCAUGGCUCCAGACCAUGUCACUGGCAAGGACAAACAGAUGGAUUUCUGUUGGGAUCCUUGGCAGAGGUGCUUCCAGACCACUAACGGCUACCUGUCCGACUCCAGAUCCUGCUCCAGCAACUACAACGUGGCAGCCUUGGCCACCUCGUCCCUUGUGGGGGUGGUACAGAGCAUCAAGGACCACAUCACGAAGCCCACGGCCAUGGCGCGUGGCCGCGUGGCCCACCUCAUCGAGUGGAAAGGCUGGAGCGCCCAGCGGUCGGGCUGGGCGCUGUCCCCAGCCGAGGACGAGCAUUACUGCUGCCUCUCAGAUGAGCUUCGUGAGGCCCGCUUUGCUGCAGGGGUCGCUGAGCAGUUUGCCAUCACAGAGGCCACACUGAGCGCCUGGUCCUCGCUGGAUGACAAGGAGAUGCACACCGAGAACAGCCCCCAGGACACCGUCCAGCUGCAGGACCUGGAGAGCACCUACCUUGAGGACGGUCUUCCGAGCAGCCCCUCACAAGAUGACAGUCUUCUGGCCAUCUCGUCCCCUGGCCUCUCCCCUGAUGGUUGGCCCUCCCCCGAGGAGCCCCCUGUCGUGGCUGCUGCCCCGCAACCCCCCAGCCCUGAACAGCAGCAUAGGCAGCGGCUGCCAGGAGGCCCAGGGCCCGAGGGUGGGACCGGCCUACAGGGCUCCGUCCCCUCAGUGGACAGCGGCUCCCUCUCGGAGGAGGAGGAUGAAGUGUUCUAUAACUGAGGCGGGUCUGUGGCCUGGAUCCUGCUCACA
Messenger RNA from Rhinolophus ferrumequinum (greater horseshoe bat), 1198 nucleotides. It is a transcript of the gene FAM131C, whose product is annotated as family with sequence similarity 131 member C. The transcript has 7 exons. The record is from RefSeq and is a predicted model, not a curated record. Bases 323 to 1168 code for a protein of 281 amino acids. Lineage: Eukaryota; Metazoa; Chordata; Mammalia; Chiroptera; Rhinolophidae.